Messenger RNA from Peronospora matthiolae, 1155 nucleotides. NCBI's taxonomy places the organism in Eukaryota, Oomycota, Peronosporomycetes, Peronosporales, Peronosporaceae. The record is from the annotation of a GenBank genome assembly.
AUGCGAUGCACGAGCAAGGCCGCCGAGAGCGCGUCCGCACGUCUCUGUGCGGACGCCGAAGCAGAAACUACAGCAACUGAUGUCUCAUCGGUUGCUGAAGCGACUCAGCCUGUAUCACCUGAUGAUGCAGGCGCUCGUCAUGAAGACACUCAUGUCUUCACCGAGCAUGAGCUCGGUGUCUCGUACUCUCCUGAUACGGAAGACGGAUCCGUAUCGACGGCGAUCGAAUCCAAGCCGCCUGCCAAGCGUGGCAUGGAUGAUGCUAUGUGCCGCAGCAUCUUUGGUUCAUCUGAUGAAUCAGAUGAACCAUCGCCGAAGCGAAGGCGCUCGAGGUCGCGAGAAUCGGGCGCUAACAGUGGUGUCGGUUCUCCUAUGGACACCACUUCGCAACGAGGUGCCAGUACUUCUGUCGGCACGUCGCAGGAAGAGCGGGACCGCAAUGUGUUGCGUCUCGCUCCCGAGAAGAAGGCAUGGAUGCCUCCAAAGUCAGUCAUGGAUCGCUUGUCGGCGACGACGAGUGAUCGUUAUCGAACACGGUUGUUCGAUUCGUCAAGGAUCCAUCACCUUGACCCCAGUGCGAAAAACUAUCGCGCUGAACAUGAAUUCUUCAUCGAUGCUUUCUUUAGACAUCGAUGGUACAGUGGGAAUCACAAACGUGAUGGUCCCUCACUACUUCAGGCGUGGAACGUCUACAUCCAUAACCUCGAGGAUGUAGGUCGUGACGCUUGGAACGACAAACUUAUCAAAGCUCGUGAUAAGUUUGAAAAGCGAACCCCGACAGGUGCACGCUAUAAGCUGAAUCGUCUGUCAAAGGCCCGUGUACGUAUCUCUACUGAGAUGUACGAAGGGAUUGACAACCUGAAAUCCCUUUACGACCGUGCCGGGAAGACUUUCUCCGGCGGUCCUUCUGCGGCACAGGAUGUGCCACGUCGUACUGCUCAACCAGACCCAGUACGUCAAUCAUCAGUCGGGAGCGGGGCUCCCAAGUAUCCCAGGACGGGGAAUAACCGCGCCACCGGACGAGAUAACUCGUCCGACGUCCGUUCACAUCGCGGUGGUUCAACAGCUGCUCAACAAGAUAGCGCUGGCCACCGCGAGAGUCCUCUAAUGGAGGUGGAGGAGGAGGAAAAUGCUCUCCAAACUAUCGUGAGGUAG